Molecule: messenger RNA, 1043 nt
Organism: Seriola aureovittata
Lineage: Eukaryota; Metazoa; Chordata; Actinopteri; Carangiformes; Carangidae
Product: dehydrogenase/reductase SDR family member 11-like
Exons: 7
Coding region: 79-882 (267 amino acids)
Molecular function (GO): oxidoreductase activity
Source: RefSeq, a predicted model, not a curated record
UACCCGACUGUAGGACGUCGCGUAAUAGGUUGUGCAGCCAAUCUGUUUGUCGCUCUCGUCUUUACUGUGUGGUUUAGUAUGUUAAAGCAGGUUACCGGUGUGUCGGAGGCUGUGAUGGACCGCUGGAGAGGCAGAGUGGCUCUGGUGACCGGUGCCUCGGUCGGGAUCGGUGCUGCGAUAUCCAGUGAGCUGGUCCGGAACGGUAUGAUAGUGAUGGGCUGUGCCAGGGACGUCGAGAAAAUACAGAAACUGGCAGCCGAGUGUCAAACCGCAGGCCACAGUGGUGUGUUGGUGCCUUUCAAAUGUGAUUUGAGCAACGAGGAGGAGAUUCUGUCCAUGUUCUCUGCUAUCAAAGCGCAGCACAGAGGUGUGGAUGUGUGCAUCAACAAUGCUGGCCUGGCUCAUCCAGAGUCGCUGUUAAAUGGCAAAACCGAUGGCUGGAAGAACAUGCUGAAUGUCAACGUUCUUGCGUUGUCUAUAUGCACCCGUGAAGCAUAUCAGUCAAUGAGAGAAAGAAACGUUGACGAUGGGCACAUCAUAAACAUAAACAGCAUGAGCGGACAUCGUGUCAUUCAGAGUGCUUUUACACAUUUCUACUCCGCCACCAAGUACUCUGUGACAGCCCUGACCGAGGGCCUGAGACAGGAGCUGCGUGAGGCCAACACCCACAUCAGAGCCACAUGUAUUUCUCCUGGUUUAGUGGAGACAGAAUUUGCUCUGCGGCUCCACGGAUACAAUGCUGAAAAAGCUGCUACUGCGUACUCCAAAUAUGAGCCUUUGAAAGCAAUAGAUAUUGCAAAUGCUGUUACGUACGUCCUAAGUGCCCCUCCCCAUGUGCAGAUUGGAGACAUUCAGAUGCGACCUGUGGAGCAGGCGGUGUAGUGUUGCACCAUGUGAUGAGUUGGUGUACCAGCAAAUUCUUCAUCUGACUUUUGUAUGACAUUCGUGAAACAAAUUACUUUAUCUGCUCAUGGAAUAACUGGUUUCAAAGUUCAUGCUGUAAUUUACACUUAAAGAAUAAAAUGUCUGAAUUGAAGAUUCAA